GACGUUCUAGCUUAACUCAGACGUGUUGUGUAUGUGGUCAACGCGAUUCGACGCUUCCAGUUUAAUUAAUUUAAUUGCAUCUGUGUCAGGAAAUUGGCCGGGAUGCUGGGAUUUAAAGUGUUGCUUGCGAUGACAGCCUUCAUCAGUUUGGCCUCCGGAGAUUGCAGGAUUGUUCUACGAAGCAAUUCAUCCCACGAAAAAGCACCAUUAUUUCUAAGCCAGGAUAGAUCUUUGUACGUGCUACAAAAACCAAAGGGAUCAAACUUCCGGUGGAACAACGGAGAAACCCUAAUCGUUGGUUGUGCAAAUGCCAAAAAUAAAAUUGCAAGUUCCAACUCAAACCUGGCCAACGUAACCUGCGUCAACGGUGAACAGUUUCGUUUGAGUGGUAAAAAAGUGACCUACGGAAGCCUCAACUGUUCAUCGAGCGUAUCUGCCUCUAUAAAAGCCCAGAAUCGUCCGUGCGCGGCCGGAACUGGAAAGCUGUUUGAUAUUGGCUUCGAAGUGCUUGGAGUUCCGUUUGUGAAAUAUUUUCAGUCAUGCUACAACGAUGCCAAAUCAUCAGUUCUGUACACCGAGCAUGAACUGCUAGGAGGAUCGAUCGAUGUUGCUCAAAUCGACAACGACCGGCCGGCGUUCAAGGUGGGUGAGCUGAAAAGUAAGGUACGAUUCUCGUCGGUGUACACCCAAACCUCUCAACGAAACAGGCUUGCGACGCUGCUGGGUUCCGAGGAAGCGGCUCAACGGUACAUCUCGCCAGGAUCAUUCUUCGCCAAAGGACAUCUUACGCCGGACGGCGAUGCGGUUCUGGACACCUGGGCCGACGCCACCUAUUUCUACAUCAAUGCCGCCCCGGAAUGGCAGGUCAUCAACGUGGGCAAUUGGCUGCGGGUUGAAAAUGCCGCCCGGAAGGUGGCAGCCCGGCUCAACGAUACCGUUCGAGUGUUCACCGGAGUGUACGAUGUGCUGCAGCUGCCGGAUGCCAACGGCCGGCCAGUUUCAAUCACUUUGGCGGAAAAUUCCCAGCUGGAAGCCCCGAAAUGGUUCUGGAAGAUUGUGCACCACUCCGGGUCCGAUUCAGCCAUCGCCCUGGUAACGCUGAACAAUCCGUUUGCGUCGGAGGGUGAGCACCUGUGCCCGGACGUGUGCGACCGGUUCGGGUGGGGCCACAAGGAGUUCCGGGAGCUGCCACGGGGGUUCACCUACUGCUGCUCGGUGCAGGACCUCCGCAAGGCAAUCAAAUUCAUUCCGUCGAAAGCAGACGCUGCCAACAUUCUUCGAUUUAAUUAAAUUGUUUUCUCCGACUCUGGUGAAUCGUUUUGAGGUGAAAAAUUGGCAUUUCGUGUCUGGAACUGAGUUCUACGCCAAACAAAUGAACAAGUCCGGCAAACAUUUUGAUCAAAAUACGCGAGAAUAAAAUUCAAUGAAUACAGUCAUCCCACAUAUUCGGAACACCCACAAAUUCGGAACACUUUUAUGAUAAUUUUUCAAUAGCAUGCCAAAAGUAGCUUUUCUGUCGACUCUACUAUUUUUAGAACCUUCAUUUGGACAUUAUCUAGCUAUUUCACUAGUAAAAGUAAUACUUUUUGAACAAAAAACUUCAUUUCAAGACUAUUUUGUCCAGAUCAGCAAAACACUGCCUCCAAAUGGCCUGUUUCAUAAUUGUGGGAUGUUAUUGUGCCUUCCACAAUUGUGGAACACCUGAAUUUAACUGAUAUUUUCACAAAAAAGUUAUCAAACCAUGUAUAAUACAUCACUAAGCUUGAGUUUCAUUGGUUUCAGUGUGUGAAGUCAUUAUUUGGUAAUAAAUAUGUACUCCUAGAGAGAUCCAAAGUUUGUUUACAUUCGUAAGAAAAAAGUGUUCCGAAUUUGUGGAUUUCAAGGGUCAAAGUAAUUCUCCAAAAACUUCAUAUAAAAGUUAAAAUUUGCAGAUGUUCGAUACAGCAUUCGAAAGAUCGCAAGAAAAGCUUUCAAAUGAAGGUAAAAGCGAAUCAUUAAGUUCAAUUAUCGAUUUGCUAUGAUUUUUUGAACAUUGGCCGAUCUGGAAACCGUUCCGAAUAUGUGGGAUGACUGUAUGCAUGCAAACAACAAGAGUGUUCUUUGUUUGGAAUGUUUCAUCGGGAGUUGAUUCCGCAAACGGUCAAGAGGUUCCAUCACGAAAACGUUCCUUCCAAACAUUGAUACGACUAUCAAAAUCCAUUUCCACCCAGGAAAAAAGUAUGUUUGAUUCAAUUUCAACCACUCUCGAAUUUUUCACCGUGAAGAUUUCCACUCCGCGGGGUCUUUUCAUUAAAAAAAGGGUCACUGUGGAGUUUCUUGCUCUGUUUGCGAAUUGAAACAAGCCUCGUCCUCCAAAAGUCGACAUACCUGGUCGAUGGUGCACUGGAAUGUGAAUGAGUGCCUUCUUUUUUUUACGCUCCUCAGAGCGCACGUACUUCAACCAGCACUCGUUUUGCGAAAUUCCACAAGUCAAAUUAAAAAUACACGGAAGAUUUCAGCCUCCCCCCGGCACGGUGUGAGAAACAGCAGUGAAUUGGAUUUCUUGGUAUCUUCAUUUCGUUGGUCAAAAUUUGUCAAAAAUUGAUAUUUAUUGAGUCUUGAUUUUUAAAGCUUGAUAUUUUAGUAAGUUUUUUCUUAAUUGUUCUUACUCUUGGUGACACUCUGAUUUACAAGUAAUAUUUUUUUCCAAAAUGGAUUAUGAUGUAACACACAGCUGUAAAGAAUUCCAAAACUCAAAAGAACUUAUUGUACCUUGAUUGUUCACCAAUAAAACCGAAUUGAAUUGAAUUGAAUUAU
Culex pipiens pallens (northern house mosquito) is the source of this 2796-nucleotide messenger RNA. RefSeq lists its product as uncharacterized. The transcript is spliced from 5 exons. Gene Ontology annotation, biological process: apoptotic DNA fragmentation. Gene Ontology annotation, cellular component: mitochondrial inner membrane; nucleus. Gene Ontology annotation, molecular function: metal ion binding; single-stranded DNA endonuclease activity; nucleic acid binding. The coding region runs from base 103 to 1290 and encodes 395 amino acids. Lineage: Eukaryota; Metazoa; Arthropoda; Insecta; Diptera; Culicidae. The record is from RefSeq and is a predicted model, not a curated record.